GAGAAACGCAACCAGACCCAAAUCCGACCGCGAAAAGCGCUGCUACGCUAUAGUCAUUUUAAGUCGGACCCAUUUGGGGGAAGGAAGUGUCUUUUUACUAAUCUGUGAUUUUGUGAUUAAUUUAUUUAUUUUUUAAAUUAUUAUUAAUUUUUUUGGAAGUAAGAUGGUUAAGAAAAACGAACAUGCGCCCCUACACGGGGGGUACAAGUCCCAACUAAUCGCCCAAGUAGAUACCAAAAGGGGCGGUGUAAAUACACAAGUGAUAAUGUCAAGUUACAAGGCCGAGAAAGCUGGCGAACCAGUCCAAGUGGCCUCAGCCAACGGCUCCACCGUGCCGCUGUGCAAAAGGGACGCAGAAAUCGGAGACUAUGAUCCUUUACAGCACAGGAAACUGGAUCAUCCUACUUCUGAUUUGGACACUUUCAUUCAUCUCCUCAAAGGAAGCCUGGGCAGUGGAAUCCUGGCAAUGCCAUUGGCUUUUGCCAAUGCAGGUUUAUUCUUAGGCCUCUUCUGCACCUUUGCUAUAGGUUGCAUUUGCACCUACUGCGUCCACAUUCUCGUCAAGAGUGCGCACGAAUUGUGCCGACGGACCAAAGUUCCAAGUUUGGGUUUUGCCGAAGUAGCCGAGGCUGCUUUCCUGGCGGGGCCUCAAGGUUUCAGGCCCUGGGCGAAGUUUGCAAAGGCCAGUAUCAACAUGUUCCUCGUCAUCGAUCUCCUGGGAUGUUGUUGCGUCUAUAUUGUGUUUGUAGCCAAGAAUGUUAAGCAAGUUGUGGAUUUUUAUGCACCUGAAGAGUACCAGUUCAACCUUAGAAUGUACAUGGCUGCAUUGCUUCCGUUUUUAAUUCUUAUAAAUCUUAUCAGGAAUCUCAAGUGGCUGUCUCCGUUGUCUAUGAUGGCUAAUAUUUUGGUUGCUUGUGGUAUUGGCAUCACUUUUUACUACAUUUUUACUGAUCUUCCAUCGCUGGAUUCGCGUCCUGCAUAUGAGAGUAUUACCAAACUUCCAAUGUUCUUUGGAACUGCUAUCUUUGCUUUGGAAGGUAUCGGUGUAGUGAUGCCGUUGGAGAACAACAUGAAGAACCCGCGUCACUUUAUCGGAUGUCCAGGAGUUUUGAACUUUGGAAUGUUCUUCGUUGUUCUUUUGUAUGCGUCCACUGGAUUUUUUGGAUACUUGAAAUAUGGAAUGGAUACCGAAGGCAGUAUUACUUUGAAUCUUCCUCAGGAUGAACCAUUGGGUCAGUCAGUGAAAGUGAUGAUCGCCGUAGCCAUAUUCUUCACCUACGCCCUCCAAUUCUUCGUACCAAUCGAAAUAAUCUGGAAAGCAGUCAAAAACAACUUCAGCGAAGAAAGACAAAACUUCGCCAACAUCUCAAUCCGUAUCAGCCUGGUAUUCCUCACAGUAGUCUUAGCAAUCCUGAUUCCAAACCUCGGAGGCUUUAUUUCGCUCGUGGGCGCCGUUUGCCUGUCAAUGCUGGGCUUGAUUUUCCCUGCGACAAUCGAUUUGGUGACAUUCUACGAAGAACCCGGCCUAGGCAGGUACAAUUGGCGAUUGUACAAAAACUUGUUCCUGAUUUUCUUCGGGCUUAUAGGCUUCGUGACUGGUACUUAUGUCAGUAUCAUCGAAAUCAUCGAGUCCUAUUAAGCAAAACGAGGAAUCAAUUUGUGGCGUUGUUCUAUUAAAAAAAAAGCGUCUCCGGACAGGGAGUUGGGCUAGUAGAAUUAAACAAGCUGGGUUCAGGGUUCGCCCCUGGGUUGGAACCCGGGUACUUUUUUCUUUUUAUUAUUUGCUGGCAUUUUUUUCGAAAAAAAAUCAAGAAAAGUAUCAUGACGGAAAUAGUUUAGAGCCCUUUAAAUCACUCCCUGUGUGUUUGUUGAUUCUCAACCGCAACAUAUUUAUGUUGUGGCCACAUCAGAAUUUUUUGAUUUGCCAAAAAGUAUCUGAACUAGUGGAUGUUGUGUCAACAAUUCAAAAUCAAAUUAUUUAAUCUUGACUUUUGUAAUUUUUUUCAUUGAUUUAUAAGUUCAGUUGCUUUUUGGUUAAAAGUAUAAUGAGGCAAAAAAAAAAAAAAAUGGCUCAAGACAAUAGAAAACCCCAAUCUAAAAAUAAUUAAGCAUAGCAGUUAACAGAGCUUAAAGGGACGCAUAGAAUAUUAUGCCGCUAUUAUGCAAGUCGAGAAUAAUUUGAUAAAUUAAGGUUUGCUUUAACAAUUAAGCCUAUUUUAUUUUACUAUUCUUGCCAUGCAAACUAUAUUUUUAAGGGUAGUAUUUUUAGACUACGUAAGUAGUUUGAUCUGUGAUUAAUUUUUAAACAGGUUUGUAGUAUCAUAUAAUAUAGAUUUCAAGUUUUUAUUUUAUCAUUUUCAAUACAUUUUUCCCAGUUUUUCAAACAAGAAAUUUAGUGAGACUAUCAUUGGCCAUCAAUUUUUUUUUUUUUAAUUUAUAUUAGUUUGAUUGUGAUUUGUUAGUUAAUAGUGCUCAAUCAAUAAUUAAUUGCCUUCGAUUUUGGUAUUGGCUUCAAAUAAUUUAUACAGUAUUAAAAAGCUGUUACUAGAAUCGAACACAAUUCAAACGUCUAAAUUGGUUCCAAAGGAACUUGUGUGUAAAAAUGUGGUGCCUUAUUUGAUAAAUUGUUCCUUGUAAAAAAAAAAUCGCACACAAAUUUUUUUGCCCUUUUAUUGCCAGCCAGUUGAAAAUUUAUUGCCACUACUGUGUGAUUUUCAUUUCUAGCAACUUUGUAGUUUUACUGAAAAGUUGCUUAUUCUUAUAAGGCAUAUACAAUACAGGGUUCAUUUUCAUUAUUUUUUAAAACAGACAAUAAUAAUUAGUGUUUUUGUAUUGACGAGUAGAUAUUUAACGAAAAUUCUGAAUUUGGAUCCUGAAGUGUUUUCUUUUUUUGCAUGUAUAGGAUUAGUUUGAUAAUUAUUAUUAUGUUCCAAAAAUUUUUGUAUUGUUGAUUGAAAUUUAAAAAAAAAAAUAAUAAAAAGUAUUUUUGAAAAUAUGACUUAAAACCAAUAAAAAGGACUUUUGUUUUUAGU
Molecule: messenger RNA, 3032 nt
Organism: Ceutorhynchus assimilis (cabbage seed weevil)
Lineage: Eukaryota; Metazoa; Arthropoda; Insecta; Coleoptera; Curculionidae
Source: the annotation of a GenBank genome assembly